Messenger RNA from Dermacentor silvarum, 2329 nucleotides. RefSeq names its product neprilysin-1-like. Gene Ontology annotation, cellular component: plasma membrane. Lineage: Eukaryota; Metazoa; Arthropoda; Arachnida; Ixodida; Ixodidae. Gene Ontology annotation, biological process: protein processing. The record is from RefSeq and is a predicted model, not a curated record. Gene Ontology annotation, molecular function: metalloendopeptidase activity. The coding region runs from base 861 to 2168 and encodes 435 amino acids. The transcript has 13 exons.
CAACGCCGAAACGUUUGUACUGCCGGGCUCCUCUCUCUCGCUUCUCACUGCACCCGCUGCCCCAACUAGCGGUGAAACCGUAAGGACAUAAGGCGCUUAUUCAAUUACGCCGAGCAUUAGAGAAAUUUAUAGGAUCACUUUCGUCCUUGUAGAUCGGCCCAUACCCAGUGUAACGUAUACCUAGUUACCCAAGUUAGCGUCAAAUAGUAUUAUUGAAGAGCGGAACAUACCUUCUGGCAAGUGAACCAAGUUGGUAUGAAACAGGUUCAUUGAAGAGCAGAAUAGACGAAGUAGCACAUACCCUGGGCUCCAAAUCAACGUCAAAAAGGCUCAUUAAAGGACGGUACCUAACCACUGCCACAUAUCCAUUGCCACAUUCUCAGUGACCAAUGUCGGCGUCAAACAGGUUCGUUGAAGAGUGGCGCAAAGGUACCGAAUGCCACAUAAUCAGGCAACCAAAUUGGUCCGACGGUUGGCUUGAAACCCUGUUCACUCCGCACAUCAGCCCGAUGCGCUACGCAUUCGACCACGGACUACCCAUGACGCAGAUUGGCGGGAAAGCACUUUGAUAUGUAGAUUGACCGUCCACCCCUGAAAACUGCAUGAAGUACGUAAAAAAACUAAUCGCAUUGAAAUAGCAUCAAUAACAAAAUUUAGUGACGUGAGGUAAAUGUUAAUAAUGAAAAUACAGUUUCACAGAACAAUAUAGCAGCAACAAACGCAAGGCAGUAUAUAAGACAUAUAAGUGCAAGCUAUUCUCUAAUUCAGCUUUCAAGGAGUUCAAACACCACGACUUUCUAUAGAAACGUGCAAGAUGUCUUAUUGCAGUCUUUUUCACGCCGCAGUUUACAUUACGGACAAUGCUUCAAAAGGAACUUGGCGUCAUCAACGCCACUUUAGACGAUGGUAUUCGUAUCAUAUUGGAAUAUCCUGACUAUUAUACAGGCUUGUGGAAGUUCCUGAACAGUUUGAACAACUCCAAUGUUGUCAAAAACUACGUCAUGUGGACUUACAUUCAAUCAUUGGUUGAGGCUGAAGGAACGCCCCUACACGACCUUUAUUUGACGUAUAAAUUGAAUGCGACCAACAUGGCACGCUCAUCAUCGAGGAAUCAGGUCGCAGCUUCUUGCAUCAAACAACUACUGAAGCCGGACAAGAUGCUCAGUGCGGGAGCGAGCUUGUAUAUUAAGCACAGUUUCAACAAGUACGACAGGAAUAACGUGCAGAAGAUGAUGUACUUCAUCAAGGCAUCAUUCGGAAAGAUCAUCGCCGAAAACAAGUGGAUGUCGGACUCGACGAAGACCAAGGCUGCCGAGCGACUGGCCAAAAUGGAAACAGUGAUUGGUUAUCCUGACUGGAUGUUGGAGAACCUUGUAGUGAACGAGCUGUACAAAUUUGUUCCAUUACUCAGUGAAAAUUCAUCGUUUGCUGAGCAUAUGUUUUGGAUUCAAGAAAACCAUCGCUACCAGGAGCUCCUAAAGCUCAGGCCACAAUACAAAGAAACAGAGUUUUCGGCCGUCGCCUUUUUUUCUCAUCCCUACUACAUUGAACGGAGCGAUACCCUCGUUCUGCCGGCGGCGGUGGUUGUGCCACACUAUAGGAGACCACCAGCGCCAAGAGCUUUGAACUUUGGAACUGUUGGAGCACUCGCCUCAAUGCUGAUUGUUAACGUUAUUGACAGGUUUGACACAAUCAGGAUAACCGAUGACAAAGUUCGAUUCGGCGGUAAAAUAGUCAUCAAGGACUCCUGGGAUGAGGAUACUAAGCGAAGAUUCUGUAAAUAUUCUGGUUGCCUGAAGAACGAGGUGUGCAAGGACUAUGAGAAAUAUGUUGACACUCAAGGUGAGGCCCACUUCAGUGACUACGUCGGACUGCGCGCGUCGUUUAUGGCAUUAAAGGACAGCGUUGGAAAUUACACCAGGCCAUACUUGCUUCCUGGAGGCAACUUUAACACGGAGGACAAGAUAUUUUUUCUGUCCUUCGGCAACCUUUUCUGUCCAUUCGGCAUUACAAAGGCCUUUCCAACAAGUAGGUCUGAUGAUCCGCUAAAGUCUCAACGAACACGAAGUUACAGAGGAAGGUUAAACAACGCCGUGAAUGGAUACUACGGCUUCCAGAAGGCAUUCAAAUGCCAAGCAACUGCGGACGUGUGCAAUCUCUUCCCUUAAAGCGUUGGCAACCUAAGCAGGGAAUAGUUCUCUGUUUAGUUUAAGCAUCAUUCGUCAUCGCCUACCACUCCUACCUCCAUAAUAUGGAACUACAUGUGGACUAAGAAUGGCAAAACCGCCGCACUUGUAUUUAUUGCAUAAAUAAACUUACCCAAACGGUC